CGGAAGUAACAAAAAGCUGAAAAUAGAGCCGAUGAGCUGCAAAUGGAGCGUUAUAAACAAGGCUACUUGAGUAUAGUAGAGAAUAGAAGGUUAUUUUUAUUAUAUUAGGGUAAUUAGUAGCUCUCUGUCCUACACAAGGCUUUAGGGAAGAAUAUCCGGCUUGUAAAGGAGUGUGUUUGUGAAAGCUGAUCUGCGGGAACUCCAUCACCAGCGCCAGUCUGUUUCCGGUUAUGAGCGCUGUACUGUAUGUCCGAACUGCGGUCUUUUCUCCUUGUUUACACGCAAUGCGUUUAUCAGCAGGUGUGUGAAAUGUGCGUCUGAUAAUGCUAGGAUGUUUAAAAAUGUGUUCGGCUCAGGAUUUCUCGUCAGAACCGCUCAUGUUUUCCUGACAUGGGUUAUAACGCUGAUUCUCUUCCUGCACGACACAGACCUCCGUAGGGAGGAAGAGGCGGGUCGACUCACGCUGCCCGUGCUCUUUGUGCUCCUCGUGCUGCUUUCCGUUCUGCUCUACUUCGCCGUGUCACUGAUGGACCCCGGGUUCGUGCUGGCUGAUGACUACGAUCUCCAGUUCACUCUUGGCAUCACCGAGGAGCAACAGGACAUGAUUCCCCAAACCAAACCGUUCCGCCAGCGCCGAUGUGGUCAUUGCCUGUUACAGCAACCAAUGAGAUCCAAACACUGCCAGACAUGUCAGCAUUGCGUGCGUCGCUACGAUCAUCACUGCCCGUGGAUAGAGAACUGUGUAGGGGAGAGGAACCAUCGCUGGUUUGUGCUUUAUUUGGCGGUGCAGUUGGUCGUGCUGCUCUGGGGGCUGCACAUGGCCUGGUCCGGCUUCGGUGACGCAGCGUCGUGGUCGUCGUGGCUGAAAUCGAAUAUCGUGCUGUUGGUGACUUGCGCUGUGGUGGCGCUACUGGCGUUGACAGUGCUGCUGCUCCUGGGCUCCCACCUCUACCUGGUGUCUUUAAACACCACCACCUGGGAGUUCAUGUCCCGCCACCGCAUCUCCUACCUCAAACACUGCGGCAUCGACGAGAACCCCUUCGACCGCGGGACCCUGCGCAACCUGUGGAGUUUCUUUUGCGUGUGGAGCACGGUGGUGUGGGAGCAGGUGUACUUCAGGCAAGGCUGCAAUCCCACUUAAAGCACAACCCCCGAACACCGGACGCUAAAAUAGCCAAGUAAAAUCAAAACGUUAACGUCUUGGUUAGAAAAUACAUUCCUGUAAUGAUCCAGAUCUUUAUCCAUUCUCAAUUGCAUGGACGUAGUUGUAGUUAGAACCACGGAGAGCCUCAUUUAAAGCGAGCCUGAGCUGAUCAAAAGGUUUGUAAGACUGGUUUUCCUUUUAAUAGAUCAGUAGGAAAAUUUCUUAUCCUGUUGCGAAUGCACUUUUUGAACUUAAUCUUUAACAAAACGUUUUUCUGUAACAAUCGAGACGCAGAGAUCAAUCAUUUUAUUCUUUACUUCGUGUCAUGUUCCUCGAAGGUGGAACAUCUGUAGAAGACAGCAAGCCGACACUAAGCAGCACAUCACUCAGUGUGACGAUAAACACAGGGUAAAUUAUUUUAAAUGUUACAGCAUCAUCUGUUUCCUCUGUAGAUUUUAGACACUUUGGGUUGGAAAGUGUAAUAAAAAGCUACUUAGGGGAAAAAAAACAACAACCCUAUUUACUACAAACUACUUUUAGUAAUAAAAAGAUUUCUAGCAAAUAAUUUAGAUUUCUGGAGAACCCCUAAAUAAAAGCGUUUUUAACAGAAAAAGCACAUAAAGCACUUACUGUACAUCAAAAAGCUGAAUAUUUGGUCCUGAUUUGUAGCUAUACAGCGGAGGUCCAAACACUAGUUUUAUUAGCAAGAGUAUAUUUUAUAGUUAUUAAAGUUGUACUUAUUACACAGCACUUCCCCUCACCAGAGCUGAACACCUGUACUGAUGCGAUCACACGCAGCAGGGUUCAGUGAUCCCACAUCAGGAUUGCAGUAUGCACCCCCGAUUGGACAGAAGGUGUUGGUUAAUUUUCUAUCAGCAUUGCACUGAUGGUAGUUAAUGCUCGCUUGUUCUAACGUUGUGGAUUCUAUAGUAAUAAUAUGCACAGGGAUGCGUAGGGCAGAUGUAUUAUAUCCAUUUGUCCUUUAAGGAAAUGGUCGUUUUGAAUUUUUUUGGAUGAAGUACGCAGUGUUGGUGCUUUGUAACAGCAAAGCUGUCCAGAUAUGGAGUUUUGCUUUUUAGUAUAAAGAUGUCAUUUUUGUCUGAUUAACUUUGAGGGUCUGGGGCAGGAGGGGGUUGGGAUAUGGAAGUCCUAAAAGGCCAUGCAUAAUAUUUUUUGUUUUCUCAUGAUCUCGACAUGAAAGUUGUUUGCUUCCACCUAGUAAGGACUUGUAAGUUUUUAAAACAGUAGCUAUGAAACAUAUUAUUGGUGGUACUAUUUUAGUAACAUAAAACAGGAAUAGCAAUCCUCAUGUUAAUCUGGAAUCUUAAUAGGCCUAAUCCAUUUUUGUCAGGUUCUUCUCUAGGAUCUCUCUCUCAAUCUCUGCAGAGAUACAGUCCAGAUUUGCUGUAGUAAACUAGUACCUUUGAUAGAUUUCAGAUGUCAACUCCAUGAUAUACAUCAGAAAACAUUCACAAGACAUGAGAUUUUCUCGAUACAAUUACAUCGUGAGAAAACCGGUUUUUGUCGCAGAGAUCCCGAGAAAAUAAAAGGCUUUUUCGUUCUUCCAUAAAAGGGAACACUAUUUAGGCACAAUAAAUGUUUUCAUGAAUGUUCCACAAUAUGAAAUGUGACUAUAAACAGGUACAAAUUAUGCUUUUAUUACAAAACACUGUUCGGGCCAAAAAAACAAAGUUAGAUGAUUUUUGGGCAUCAGUGAAAAUCUUGUCUGUUGAUCAAUUAUGGGUUAUGUCGAAGUUGUACAGGAAUACUAGAACACUUUUGGGUGUGAACACUUUUCAUUUGGGGUGCACGUCAUCUCUUAUGGCCUCGUUGAACAGCUGUGAAAUCAUGCAAUCUUCUUGCAAAUCAUAGACUCCGAGCCCUAAGACGAUGUACUGCAAAGUUCUAUUUGUUUGAUCGGUUUGGUGGUUGCCUUUUUUUUUUUUUUUUUCUAUGCAUAUAUUUCUUUUUUUGUUUGAGAAAUUGACAAUCAGAUUAGCAGCUGGUACUAUCUUCAAUUUCAGCCAUAUGAAACUAAAUCUGCUGGAACCAAACCAUGAAAUCAAGCAUAUUUAAUGAUGCCACAAAACAGCUAAUAAAGAUCCCACUAGAAGUCACACAGGGUAUAUAUUAAAACCAUAUCAAACAAACAAGCCUAUUAUUUUUGUAUGAUUAUAUAUCGAGCACACCUGUUCUUUUCCUACUACCCAUCAAAAAGAAAAAGAGCAUGUGCACGGUUUUGUUUUUAAUUCGAUUUUGUAAUGGCGUUUGUUGAACAGUUGCAAUACAGUCUGUACUGUCGCUCCUUUAGAGAUCAAACCAUUAGAAAUGUCUUCUGUGCAAUAUAAAGAUAUCUGAAACCCUGAAAAGGAACAAGCAAUAAAAACUUCAUUCUCCUUUUUA
This is a messenger RNA of Silurus meridionalis, 3547 nucleotides long. RefSeq names its product zinc finger DHHC-type palmitoyltransferase 12b (gene zdhhc12b). Gene Ontology annotation, biological process: protein targeting to membrane; peptidyl-L-cysteine S-palmitoylation. The transcript has 5 exons. Gene Ontology annotation, molecular function: protein-cysteine S-palmitoyltransferase activity. Gene Ontology annotation, cellular component: endoplasmic reticulum; Golgi apparatus. The coding region runs from base 332 to 1141 and encodes 269 amino acids. The record is from RefSeq and is a predicted model, not a curated record. NCBI's taxonomy places the organism in Eukaryota, Metazoa, Chordata, Actinopteri, Siluriformes, Siluridae.